Molecule: messenger RNA, 486 nt
Organism: Necator americanus (New World hookworm)
Lineage: Eukaryota; Metazoa; Nematoda; Chromadorea; Rhabditida; Ancylostomatidae
Exons: 1
Coding region: 1-486 (161 amino acids)
Source: RefSeq, a predicted model, not a curated record
AUGAAACCUGGCACAGCCCCCGGACCUGAUUUUAUAUCAGCAGACUUUCUUCGGGCUGGUGGCCAUCCGCUUCAUGUAAUCUUAGCAGCGCACAUGACAUCCUAUCUUCAGAAAGAAAGGAUCCCAGACCAGUGGAAGACUUCGCGAACCGUUCUUAUCCAUAAGAAAGGUGACCGAGAGGACCUUCGGAACUACCGUCCGAUAAGCUUGCUGAGCGUGUUAUACAAAGUAUUCACCAAGAUCAUCCUCACACGCAUAGCUAGGACGCUGGAUGAAGCCCAGCCUCAAGAACAAGCUGGAUUUCGUCAGGGGUUCAGCUGCUUGGACCACAUCCAGACCGUGUCGAGGGUCAUAGAGGUUUGCCAGGAAUACUGCCUGCCCCUUGCCUGCUUUUCCACCGCCCUCUCACCAUACCCAUUGGAAAUGGGGUACGACAAGGCGAUACUAUAUCGCCGAAGCUGUUCACAGCUGCAUUGCAAUGGAUAA